GCAACCAGCAACAAACCUAACAAAGAUCGCACAAUGUUGUCAAUAAUAUGUAGUUAUUAUUAGUUCACGUAACAGAUGACAACAUACUCUUGUUUUUCCAACAAGAACCUCGAUCUGAACGAAGAAAAUGCACGCGGUAUUUAGGAUUAAACUACGUCACACGGUAUCUCUGUGUUUUUGCAUUUGGCGACCUUGUAUUUAUCUUUGCAACAAACUAUGUAUUUUGAAUACUCUUCAGAACUUUCGAAAAAUUCUUUUUCCUAGAAUUCUUUUUCUUUAUCAUCAAUGGCCGUUACACAUAGUAUUGGAUUGAUAGUAAUAACAAACAAUAUUAACUUCUCUUCGAAUCCUUACCAAGUAAAAAUAAAUUAGUGGUGAAUCUGUAAUAGUAAAUAAAUCAUAGCUGCUAUUGACGUCAUCUAGCAAAAUGCUAGUGAACUAUCAAGGACUCGUAGAAGGAAAUGUAAGGGGUGAAAAAAAGGGAAUUGAAUGAGGAAAAAGAAAAAAGAACGUCGAUGAAUCGGGAUGUGCGUCAUGAAACCAACAUAAACUGGGUCACUGAGGAAUAACGUCUGUGCCGAUGACCGUCCUUGUGUAUCAGAGCCGGUCUUUUUGUUCGCUGACCAAUGAUCGAUCGAUCUUUCCUCCUUCCGAUGCGUUCUUAGACUUCUCUCACACGAUAUUCAUGAUAUCCAUACUGUACGACGCGUCCGUGAAAAUUCCAUCGGGUGUAAUCACGGGCAAUUACCAACAAUUAGGCAAUUAUGACGAGUGUCUGCAAGUGAAAAGCGGACACGGAUUCACCGGGAAGGCCUGUAGUGCCACGGUGAAUUUCGAAAUCGCGAAGGACAACGGUAAACCACGCCAACCUGAUAUAGGUGAUCUGCUUUUGAAUGUAGCCAUCGCUUCGGGAUACACGAAAUGGAAAUCAGGACGGUCAGUAAACUACGAGUGGAUGUGGUGCGUUCCAUCAAGUUGUAAUAUUACAGAUAUUCAGGAGGCGAUCGAGCUUGGCCUCGACCCUCUGAAGGUGGAGGAUCGCGUGGACAUGGUGAUAAACGUAUCGUGUCGCACCGCAGAAACAGAUCAGUCGGUUUUCGACGUAACUGAUUGGAUUUACAUAUCGACCCUGGCGAUAUUCGUGGUAAUCAUAAUUGCCAGCACGAGUUACGAUAUCGCUAAACAAGGCCAUCUGAGUACGUUGAACCGAAAAGAUAAGAAAUAUAUUCUUCUGACUUCGUUCUCCAUCUACACGAAUGGAAAAAAUUUAUUGAAAACGGACAGACACCGCGAUACAAUCAAGUGCCUUGAUGGACUGCGCUAUAUUAGUAUUUGUUGGAUUAUCUACGGUCAUACUAAUUACACCGAGGUGGUUGGCGUUAAAAUGAAUUUGAACGAAAUUUCACAGAUGCAUAUAAAUUGGGCCAACAUGUUCGUACUCAAUGGAAAUAUCAUCACCGAUACAUUUUUCCUCAUAAGCGGAGUUCUAAUGGCAUAUACAAUCUUAAUAAAAAGUGAAAAGAAUUCGCAAGAUCAGUUUGAUGUGAUCAGCAAGCUUUAUGUCCACCGUUAUUUAAGAUUAACUCCAGCAUAUGCUAUGAUGAUCGGAUUUUACGCUACCUUAUUUUAUAAAGUUAGCUCGGGCCCACAUUGGGACCAAUGGGUCGGUGCCAAUAGAGAUUAUUGUCGAGAAAACUGGUGGCUCAACUUGCUCUACUUGAAUAAUUAUAUCCAUUUACCUAGAAUUUGCAUGUCUCAGUCUUGGUAUCUGGCGACUGAUAUGCAACUUGUCUGGCUGUCACCGAUUUUCUUGUACCCUAUGCUCAAGUUUACAAGAGAAAUUUUCUUCUGGCUGGUUUUCGCGUUAGGAUUAGUCAUCUCCAUUUUAAUUCCAUUUUUAAUAACAUUUUGUCUCGGGCUCAAUGGGACUAUGCUCUAUUACAAAGAUAACACGGACCUGGCUAAUGUUUACAUAGAAAUUUACACAAAGGUUUAUAGCAGAUACGGUUCUUAUAUUAUUGGCCUGGCUCUUGGUUAUCUUUUAUAUAAGAAUCGAUCAAGAGUUCUGAAAAUUCGUUUAAUGUACGUAACGUUCGGUUGGUUGGUAGCUGCAGUUUCCGGUUUUUUCAUAUUCAUAUACCCUCGCUGGAUGUAUUUUGAUGAUCAUCGUUACAACAAGCUAGAAGCAAGUUUUUACGCAGGAUUCCACAGACAAAUUUUUGCUUUUUCUAUAUCCUGGCUUAUCUUUUGUUGCGUUCAUGGCUAUGGUGGUUUCGUGAAUCAGUUCCUGUCUUGGAAAGGCUGGGUUCCUUUCAGUAAGUUAACUUAUAGCGCUUACCUGUGCCAUUAUGUAUUUUUGUUACUAGAAGCUGGAUCAGUUCGGACUGCUGGCACAAUUUCAACUAUGUCAAUUCUUCGUAGCUUCUUCAGCAACUUGUGUCUCACAAUACUUCUCUCUGUACUCUGGACACUCUGCUUCGAGAUGCCUUUUAUGACACUAGAUGGAAUAUUCUUUUCUCACCGCCGGAGUCAAUCAAAAUUGAUUUCAAAACCAAACCAAGGAAAGAUAUUCGGUUCUAUUGAUUCUAGCAAAGAGAUAUAUCGUUCUACAGAAGAAUCUUCGGCUACGAUUGCGCAAGACAGCGAGAAUGCUUUUAAUAAAAAAUCCAACAAAGACAGCAUGUAUGAUCAAGAUUUAAAAUCCGAUGACAGGGAUGACAAAUGCCCAUUUAUCUUCGUAAUUGAAGCAGAACGCGACAAUUCUUGGGCACAGUUGAAAAAUGUCCAUCAAAACAAUGGUUUUGAUGAAGAUUCGGAUGAGACGUUCAAUCGAACCGAAACAGAGAAAGGAAUAGAUUGUAAUUACGGAUCAACCGUAAACGAGAACUUAAUAAGGAAAGCAGAGUCCAAGGAACUGAAUCAGGCUAACGAUAGUUGAUCAACGAUUCAGUACAAUAUCAAAUCGGCUUGCUGGUCAAGCAUUUAUAUGCGGACAGAAGUGAGAUUAAGAAAUAACAAUAAGAGUUUGUUGUAGAAAUAUCUCUUUAUUGAUUCAGGGAUUCCUAUAAAUAGUGAGUGAUAGUUAUACCAUGUUUCUUUUUUCUUAAUAUGCGUUUGCUGUAUUUUUUUUAUUUUGUUGUCGAUUCUGAGGGAUAUGGUCGAGGAUAUGUGAUAUAACAAACAGCGAUUCUUUGCACGAUGGCGAAUUAAAAGCGUCUUGUGUCUACUAAUACGUUUUUAUUAGAUCUUUUCAUUAUUUUUCAUUAUUUAUGCAAUAUUUUAACAUCACAUUUUAUCAUUAUAUUGUAGUGUUACAAGGCAUUAGGAAAGCAAUUUAUAUUUGAUUUAGUAUAUCAAUUUGAUCUUAACAGUUGAAUAAAGUUUGUUCCUUUUUAUAUAUGUGCUAAAUUUUGUUAAAUUAUUAGUAGAUUUGCAAAAAAUAAUUUGUUAUUGUACGAAGAAUCACAAUUAUAUAAUUAUUUGACUACACUUUGUAGAUACUUAUAGAUUCGCGUUUCACGAUCCGAUGUUGAUCCAUUGACGUGAAAGUAAUUCAAUCGAACGUUUAGAGCAAUGAUGAACAACCUGUCUAAUCUUCCAACUACUUAUUAGUGUUUCAUCAAAUAACUAAAGUAUUCUAUUAAAGACAAUAUUUUUUUCUAUAAUGUCUCUAUGUCCCUCUAUGUUAGAAAUGCCAAAUUCCACUCUGUAUAAGAUAAAAUUUUUGUUAUUAAUAUGUGUUUAAGUAUUUAAUAAUGCGCAAUAUUCUAUACGCAUAAAAUAAAACUCGCAUAGAAUAUUAGAUUUUUAAUUUUGACCUGUUAUAAAGCAAAGGUUGCUCAUUACUGAUCUAGAAGUUAGGAAAUAAAGGUACAAAUCAGCUGUGAGAAAUCAUCGACUAUUAUUAAGUGUAAUUAAGAGAUGUUUUCUCGAUGAUCAGUUUAUAGAAACGAAAAAAAAUGGAAAAAUAAAUUUACGAAAGUAAAAAUUGCACAAGAAAAAUAUCGACGACGAUCGAUUAAUAAUUUUUUGGGAUUUGGAAUUUUUAUUUUGAAAUAUUUUAAUAUUCCAAAUUUAAGUUACAUUCUAAAUCCAAUGUAUUACAUUUGCAAUUUGAAAGUCUAACAAAAUGCGUUAACUAAUAUUUACUAAUACUAUUGCAGUAAAAUUAGUCAGUACGAUACAAAAUACAGUAUUAUAAUUAAUGUUAAAUAUUCUAAUUAUAAGGAUUAUGUUGCGGCCAUGAAUUGAGGUAAAAAACAAAUUUGUUAAAAUUUGUUUUCUUUCGCUAUAUUUAAUUUUUUUAUACAUCAAUACAAUAAUUCGAAAUUUUUAAUGCCAAUAUAUUUAAUUAAUACUCUUCUUAUAUUGAUACAUUGUUUGUAACGUGCAAAAUGAAUUAUCUAAUGCAUAAUA
This is a messenger RNA of Frieseomelitta varia, 4416 nucleotides long. Its product is annotated as O-acyltransferase like protein-like. Lineage: Eukaryota; Metazoa; Arthropoda; Insecta; Hymenoptera; Apidae. The record is from RefSeq and is a predicted model, not a curated record. The transcript has 12 exons. Bases 581 to 2938 code for a protein of 785 amino acids. Gene Ontology annotation, molecular function: acyltransferase activity, transferring groups other than amino-acyl groups.